CCUUUGUAACUUCCGGUUUGCUGUCACUCCGAAACGGAAUUCGCCCUGAACCCAUCCGCACAAUGACGUCAUCAACUCGGUUCAAUCCUGUGUUUUGUUCAGUUUAGGCAAAACCGAAACGAAGCUCUGUUAAACUACUAAUGUAUGAACACAUGAACUUGCUACACAGAUUUACCCUGAAUUGACCGACUCCUCUUCUAGACAGCUGGAUAGUGCUGAAAAAAUGAAUGGACAGGACACUGAGCAGCCUGAGGACACUGACACAAGAGUGCAUAACCAACAGAAGGCGAAUAAGAAAGAUACAGCUGGAGUCAGAGGUCAGUCUGAUGCAGAACGAGAGGACCUUGACAAAUUAGAUGGGAAGUGCAUCAAAGGCAAGAAUGAAAACGAUGACGUGCCACAUGCUGGGGAGAGCCCAAGACUGAGGAGGUCCAAUGAGAAACAAAAAAUAGGUGGAGAUGCAGACAGUGGUAAUUCUGAAGAAGAAGACGACGAAGAAGAAGAAGUAGAGUGUUACACUGAUGAUGACAUAGAUGAAAGAAGUCAGGAGGGGGACUGUGGUCUUACCUCUUCAGAAAUAAACCAGAGUGUGAAGAGCCCACAAACGAAACAUGUUAAACGACAGGACACUGAGCAGCCUGAAGACACUGACACAAGAGUGCAUAACCAACAGAAGGCGAAUAAGAAAGGUACAGCUGGAGUCAGAGGUCAAUCUGAUGCAGAACGAGAGGACCUUGACAAAUUAGAUGGGAAGUGCAUCAAAGGCAAGAAUGAAAGUGAUGACGUGCCACAUCCUGGGGAGGGCCCAAGACUGAGGAGGUCCAAUAAGAAACAAAAAAUAGCACAUCUGGGCGAAGGCGACGUUCGUGGCCAUGUUGAAACAAAAAAGAGCCCAACUGCUGCUGAUACUUCCAGAUGGUACAUAUUAUUAUUUUUUCUGCUUGCUCUUCUGGGUGUGGUUCUGUGGUUUCCGAGUACCUCAUCUCCACCCUUGCAAAAACAGUUUAAUUUGCUGGAGGUGUUUUGUCAAGAAAUGGACAAGGUCAAAGCCAGUUUCCCCAGCCAGCAUCGUGAACUGUGGAGGAGAAGCAGGAUCCACCUCCAGAAACAUCUCAACCUGACUGAUCCAACUGAACCAGUGAGUCUCAUCCUAACUUCUGGUCGUGCUGCUGAGAAGACUCUGGGUUGUCUGGCUCACCAGUUAGCUGCAGCGUUUUCUAACGCUCUCAACUCCUCAGUCUUGGCUAUUGAUGGAUCUAGCAAAAGUGAAGAAGGCAGUGACCAGGUUAAGCUGGACAUUGAUAAAGCGCUGAAAGAGGCUUUUGAAGGUGGCACACAAGCAGCUGUUAUUCACCGUUUUGAAGAGCUUCCUCCUGGAUCUACACUCAUCUUCUACCGCUACUGUGAUCAUGAGAAUUCUGCCUUUAAGAAAGUCUUUUUGGCUUUCACUGUCAUGCUACAGGAAGAGAUGGAUUUCCCACCUAAUGUCAGUCUGGGACUGGUGGAGGAGGUAGUGCAAGAGUAUUUAACAGAGAAGUUUGUCUCCUCUGAAAAGACGGCUAAGUUUAACCAGAUGGAUUUAGACAAGCUAAGUGGGCUGUGGAGUAGAAUCUCCCAUCUCAUCCUACCGGUAACUGCAGAGCAGAAGAUUGAACAGCACGGCUGUCAAACAUAAAGGUGACUUUCUGUGAACUGAACUGGAGGCUUAUUAUAGUUAUUCUACAGAAAUGGUCGGGGGAAAUCUACAGGGAUCCACUGAUUCAUAGUUUCAACAUAGUCCUCUCUCUCUCUGUGUGUGUGUUUGAGUGUGAGAGAGAGUGUGUGUGUGUGUGUGUGUGUGUGUGUGAGGGAGGGUGUGUGCGACUGAUAAUACUUGAAUUAAUUUGAAAAUGCCUUAAGGUGACAUAUUACAGUUUGUAUAGCUUGAAAUUAUAUAAGCUUGUGGAAUUUUUAAUGAUACAUUAGAAAAUCAGUCAUUUGGAAUAUUGCAAUGGAUCUGGCUAGUGUAAUCAUUUCUGACUACAUUUUUCUACACAAUCUCCUUUUCCCUGAAAGGCAACUCAGAGGGCAUAUGAAGUUUCAACAGUGGGUGGUGUUAGGAGCAUGUGGAAGGCUAUGUUUUCCUUGCAGUUGCACUUCACCUUGCAGGCAGAAGUGAGCUCAACAAAUAACAAAGUGCAUCUUUAAGUCUGUGGGAGAAGAAAUUGCACUGUAAAUGGACUGUUAUUCACUGAAAAUGUUUUGAGCAGUUAGCAUUCUUUAUAUGAAAACUUUAAUUACAUUAUUCUUUUACUGAAAUAAAAGAAUAAACAUUUUAAUUGUUUUAAUUUGAUUGUUGAUUUUGUUUCUGCAGGGUAAAUUUAAUAAAUGCAACUUUUGAUCCAUGUAUAAAUAAAUGUAUGAAUAAACCA
Molecule: messenger RNA, 2411 nt
Organism: Ictalurus punctatus (channel catfish)
Lineage: Eukaryota; Metazoa; Chordata; Actinopteri; Siluriformes; Ictaluridae
Exons: 10
Coding region: 224-1675 (483 amino acids)
Biological process (GO): membrane organization
Cellular component (GO): membrane
Molecular function (GO): ATPase activator activity
Source: RefSeq, a predicted model, not a curated record